This is a messenger RNA of Ailuropoda melanoleuca (giant panda), 2187 nucleotides long. It is a transcript of the gene TSLIG1, whose product is annotated as zinc finger and BTB domain containing 8 opposite strand. Lineage: Eukaryota; Metazoa; Chordata; Mammalia; Carnivora; Ursidae. Bases 377 to 916 code for a protein of 179 amino acids. The transcript has 7 exons. Gene Ontology annotation, biological process: tRNA splicing, via endonucleolytic cleavage and ligation. The record is from RefSeq and is a predicted model, not a curated record. Gene Ontology annotation, cellular component: tRNA-splicing ligase complex.
GCUGUUCGGCUCCCCACGCUGUCACAGUACUCAGCUGAGAAAUAUAGGAUGCUUUCGGGUCUAGUUAACAACUCUGGGAGUGAGGCGGAAAGAACAAGCUUCUAACCACUCAGACAUAGGGGCGUCUAGUUCAAGUGUUUCCCUCCUCCCAAGUCCUCCAAUUUAUUUCUUUCCUUAGUUCUUAGAAAGAACAGAUGAAGCAAACGCAGAAAAUAGGGCCUUAGCCUAUUAAAGAUGUGCUCCUAGCGCGGGCCCUAGAACAGAAGUCUACGGUAUAAAGUACAUCUGUGAGAAUGGAGUCCUGGUCCUUUAAGGGGGCGGGCCAAGGGGGAGGAGUCUAGGGCGGAAGUUGUAAAUCAGGGCUGAAGUCCGGCUAAUGAAGGGCGGAAGUAGAGUGUCCAGUGCUGCAAUUAUGGCGCAGGAAGAGGAAGAUGUUCGAGAUUACAAUUUGACUGAAGAGCAGAAGGCGAUCAAGGCCAAGUAUCCUCCAGUCAUUCGGAAGUACGAGUAUUUGGAUCAUACAGCAGAUGUCCAGUUACAUGCGUGGGGAGAUACUCUGGAGGAAGCAUUUGAACAGUGUGCAAUGGCCAUGUUUGGUUACAUGACAGAUACUGGGACUGUGGAGCCCCUGCAAACAGUAGAAGUAGAAACCCAAGGAGAUGACUUACAGUCUCUGCUGUUUCACUUUUUGGAUGAGUGGCUUUAUAAGUUCAGUGCUGAUGAAUUCUUCAUACCCCGGGAAGUGAAAGUACUUCACAUUGAUGAAAGAAAUUUCAAAUUACGCUCAAUUGGGUGGGGAGAAGAAUUUUCAUUGUCCAAGCACCCUCAGGGAACUGAAGUCAAGGCAAUAACCUACUCAGCCAUGCAGGUCUAUAAUGAGGAGAAGCCAGAAGUUUUUGUGAUCAUUGACAUUUAAGAGACCACAAAACAAAACAACCCCCCCAUCCCCUCCUAUGAAGAUCUGUUUUUUUCCUCUAACUUUUCAGAAGAUCCCAUGAUAUAAAUCUGCUGUAUCUGUUGAUAAUAUGGACAUUUGCAGAACAGAACUAUUUUUUUUUAAGAUUUUAUUUAUUUAUUUGUCAGAGACAGCACAAGCAGGGGGAGCAGCAGAGAGAGAGGGAGAAGCGUGACGCAGGGCUCGAUCCCAGGACUCCGGGAUCAUGACCUGAGCCAAAGGCAGACGCUUAACCGACUGAGCCACCCAGGUGCCCCGUGAACAGAACUUUUAACAUAAAAUGUGAGUGUCAGAAAUGAGACAUCAAGGUGCAGCUUGGUCCGUGUUACCCAAAUAUUCAAAUUUUAAAGAAUUAUUCUGGCGGCAAGCAUGGCAUCUCAUCUCUUAGUUCCCCACUGUAGCAGUGGGUACUCAGACCCUUCCAGUGGAAGGCCUGGCCCCAAAAGGAUCAGUAAUCUAAAUAGCAGCCCCAGAGACUCUGAACCUGCCACACUCUUAUUGAAUCCGGUUUGAGAAAAAUAAUAAUAAUUUGAGAAAUCCUACAGCCAGUGCUUUGCUUUUUUCCCACAUUGGUUCACACACACAUGCACGUGCAAACACACACACACACAUUUUUUUACGUGGGUCCUGAACUCAGGAUCCUGAGAUCAAGACCUCAGCUGAGAUCGAGAGUUGGAUGCACAACCGACUAAGCUACCCAGGCGCCCCAACACACAUAUUUUCUAUAUAUACAUUGAGAGGUUUAGAUUCCUGUGGGACAGAGCCGUCCUGUAUUCCACUUGAUUUUCUUAGAAGAUAUAAUUAUGGUUUAAAAAUUGGGAGACUUCUCGAGGAAGAGCUCUGGGUUUCUCUCUCAUUUUUAAAGCACUAAUGUAUGGACACUUUACUGCUUUCCCUUAAGAAAAAUUAAACACCCUUACAGAUGGGCCCUUCUUUCUCACGUGUGAUUUUAUAUUAAAGCCAGUAUAUUCAUACAGUUAGAGAAGAAAAUAAUUGUUUUUCUUUGUUUUUUUAAAAAUUACCUAAGUUCUUUGUUGGAAAACCAUGUUAAAAUGAUUUGAACUUCUCAAAGGAGGUAACUUAAAAAAAAAAAAAGAAACUGCUUUUGUUGGAUUUGCAACAUUAUUCUAUUCUCUAUUCAUUGAGGUAUUCUUUGUUGCCAUGACAAGUUUGCAGAGUUGCUCUUUUUUUCACACAUAGAUGAGAAAAGAUUGCCACUGGGUGGUGCCAGA